This is a messenger RNA of Amphimedon queenslandica, 1487 nucleotides long. RefSeq lists its product as uncharacterized. The transcript is spliced from 6 exons. Lineage: Eukaryota; Metazoa; Porifera; Demospongiae; Haplosclerida; Niphatidae. The record is from RefSeq and is a predicted model, not a curated record. Bases 48 to 1409 code for a protein of 453 amino acids.
UGGUUUGUUAGCAAUUUGCCAAAUUUGCACUGCACUGUCAGCAUAAAAUGUCUUCUUCUCAAGAGAUCGUUCUUUCUCUCUCUCGUUCUCUCCCUCUCUUUAUUAUUGAGGAAUACGAGAAGCUACUAGCUAUCAUUAACAUCAAGCUACCUCCUAAUCCUUCUCAGCUUCCUAACCAUAGAUUCUGGGACCUGUUCAACGCCCACGCAGCACAGAAGGGAUCAUCAUUAGAGGUUGCUGUUACUUACCUCCACACUAUACUGAACAGGAAUGAGCUGGAAUCGGAAGAUCUUAAAGUAUUUAUUAAGAGUGAUGUUAAAAUUGACGGAAGAGUGAUUGAAGCGUUGCAACGCAUUAAAAAUGAACGCCCUAAGCUUCUUGAUUCAUUGGGAGAUCAGCUGGGAGAGUAUCAAUUGAGUAGAUACCGUUUGGCUGUGACCGUAUUAACUGAACGAGUCCUUAUCCCACCUGAACUACCAUUUCUUAAAAUAUAUGACAUUUUGUUAAAGAAAUGUGGGUCCUAUCCAGCUGCUAUUGCAUUCACAAUCGGAGUCCUCGAGAGAUCAGGCUGGGGUGAUACUAGGAGGUUGAAACCUUUUGCUGAUCGAAGUAUCGAUUUUAAUACACAAUUCUCUGAAGUUGAUCUCUGCCUGACAGUUGCUGAUUACUAUGGCAACAUGAGCGAUAGGGAUUUCAGCAGUGCUAAAGUCUAUACCUCUGCCGUUCACCUCAAGAACCUGAGUGUCUCUAACAAGAAUAGGAUUGAGUUUACGCUGCUGCUGAUGAAGCGUAACGUUAUAAGUGUCGGUAAUGUCUCUAACAUUGAGGAUAAAGUGCGGUAUCCUAUUUUCUUUAAGGAGUACAAGAGAAGAAGUGAAGAUCUGCCUGAGGAACCUGCCCCUGGAAACUUGACAACUCCAGAGCAAGCUACUAAACAAGACACUAACACCUCAACAACAACUGAUCUUUCAUCAACUGAUACAGCAUCUGAAUGUACUAAAGAUACUGAGCAAUCAUCUAUCAAUAAUAUCACAGUUUCCCAUCCCACAACAGCAACAGCUGCUACUAGUUCAGAAACCACUCAAUCAUCAGGAACUACUGCGGCAUUACCUGUUAUACCUGAUGCUGUUCUUGAUUCUGCUCCUCAAAUGAUGAAGGUGGUCAAGUUUCUAAAACCAUUUGAAUCACAAUGGCGUAUGAUAAGAUUAUGCCUUGAAGUAGAUUUAGAUGAAGAUGAGCUAGUUAAAGAAUAUGAUAAGAGUUCCUGUCUAGCAGCAGUACUUAAAGCUUGGCAGAAAAGUAGUCCUGGGUCAGUUCCUUAUACCUGGAGGAGUGUCAUUGAUGUAGCUGAUGCUUUAGGAGAUGAUAAUGCGAAGAGAAAUAUAGAAACAUUUUUAUUAAAACAAUGAUAAUAAAUGAAAUGAUAAUAAAAUAGUGACUUUGUUGUUGUGUGAAAAUUGUGAAUGAAAGUGACCAAUCCUCUUUAA